Messenger RNA from Sitodiplosis mosellana (orange wheat blossom midge), 642 nucleotides. Its product is annotated as SAC3 domain-containing protein 1-like. NCBI's taxonomy places the organism in Eukaryota, Metazoa, Arthropoda, Insecta, Diptera, Cecidomyiidae. The record is from RefSeq and is a predicted model, not a curated record. Gene Ontology annotation, biological process: centrosome duplication; spindle assembly. Gene Ontology annotation, cellular component: nucleus; spindle; centrosome.
AUGGAAUCUUCAAUGAUUGAAACUUGUGAGGCAAUGUGUCCAGAUAAUGGAAUCAAAUUGCGAACCAGAGAGAAAUUGCUGCAUUUUUUCGAACGAAAACCAUCGAAAGCCGGCGAUUAUAUUGUGGACGAACGAAAACUAGUCAAAGAAUUUGCCAGAUCGGCGGCUGGUGUUAAACUCCCACAACCACAAAGUUUGAGAACGAAAAAUUGUUUAAAACGCACUGUAAACUAUUUGCUAACGGAAAUCAUUCGAGAUGAUCGAAAACCCAAUCAUGUUGCCUAUGAUUUUAUUUUUGAUCGAUUGCGUGCCGUUCGCCAAGAGAUUGUCAUGCAAGAUUUGGACGCAGUUACCACCAUUGAAUUAAUUGAACCGAUGAUCAUGUUCCUUUCUUACUCAUUGUAUAGAUUAGUUGAAGAUCCAAUUGAUCGAUUCGAUCCAAAAAUAUGCCGUCAACCUUUGCAGGAAUGCCUGAACAAAGUGCUGAAGUGUUAAGAUUCAUUGGAUGAACCGGCAGACGCGAAAGAUAUAGACAAAAAAGAAGCCACAACUCAUAGAGAAUUGAUAGAGUCAUUGUGUUUAUUGUUCAAUUUAGGCAACAGCGAAGCAUUGGCCAGAGCACCAGUCACAGUCUUCUUUUGA